Messenger RNA from Cordyceps militaris CM01, 3783 nucleotides. Its product is annotated as GATA transcription factor (Ams2), putative. NCBI's taxonomy places the organism in Eukaryota, Fungi, Ascomycota, Sordariomycetes, Hypocreales, Cordycipitaceae. Gene Ontology annotation, biological process: silent mating-type cassette heterochromatin formation; regulation of transcription by RNA polymerase II; rDNA heterochromatin formation. Bases 1 to 3783 code for a protein of 1260 amino acids. The transcript has 2 exons. Gene Ontology annotation, molecular function: zinc ion binding. The record is from RefSeq and is a predicted model, not a curated record.
AUGGCCUCGCCGCGGCCUGCCUCCGCCAUGGGCGCUGGUUGGAAUGGCAACGCUCACCACCAGCCGACGCCUCCCGCCGAGCCCGACAGCAAUGGCGUUCAGGUCAGGUCCAUGGGCUUACAUUACACUUUUGAUAAGGAUGCUAAGGUCAACUGUCUUGCCCGAUAUCCUCAUACCAUCCAAGUACAGACCAUUGCCCUUGACGAAAUUACCUCGAUUGGCGUCGUCGACCUUCGCGUUUGUAUCCAGGCCGUCUCGGAAUGCAGUCCAGAACUUGGCGGUCAAGAUUGCGAUUACACAAUUUACGCCCUCGAUUACUCAGAACCAGAUACGCCCCUCGUCGGCCAGGGCAUGCUCUCGUGGGCCCUCGACUCCCUCGUCCGCGGCGACCUCCCCGGCCAACAACCCAAGCUCGUCACCGGACGCAUCACGAAUAAUGUGCUUGGUGUCUUUAACGGUGGCAACCGGGAGACGCUCGAGGUCAGGCUUCGUUUAUCCGGAUCCGCCAAGCCCCAAUGGCAAACAGACAGCUUCGAUAUGGUCAUGACCCCUAGCGGUGCCGCCGAGUGGAAUUCUUUUAUCCAGUCAAACCCACAACUGGGCCAGCCACAACACGUGUCCAGAGUAGCUUCGCCAGCCAUGUCCCAUGGCCCUCCCGCCGCCACAGCCGGACGUGAUUCGUUUGGCCCCGUCAUGCAGAACAACAUCAAUGACAUUCAGCGCGUUGCGCCCAUCCCGGUCGAUCCCAGCACUGUUCCCGACAACCAAGGUGGCUCAUCGCGACCUUCAAGCCGAGCCUCCAACAGAGCGCCCCGAAAACGAAAGCCCACGGGCCGCCCCCGCGGACGCCCUAGGAAAACCCCCGUCGAGGGCAACACGUCUGGGUACGAGGACUGCACCGAGGCAGAGGAUGGCCCUGCCAAGAAACGUGCCAAACCAACCAAGGUCGACAAGCCCAACCCGUUUGCCGGUGGUUCAGACUCUCUACGCGUUACUGCCAGCACGUCUGGCUCACUACGAAACUUCCGUCCCGUUGGUACAAACAGUGAGGGCGCUGCAGGUAGCCAUCUUCAGGGAGUGCCACGUGCUCCUACUCCUGUUCCCAAUGCUCCGGUCUUCCCGGGCCGAACCUCCAAGAUAAGGCGUGAGUCAGCUCUGGGCAAACAAACAUUCAGCUACUCAGAAUCCGCCGACGCUGAUGCGAGGAGUCCUCCGUCGCCCCAGGAUGACGGUCGCUCACCAGAAUCUCUGGGCCCUACCCCAGCCUUCUCAGAGGAUAGCCCACCUGACAUUGGUUCCUCACCACCGGUUCAGCGCGACACUCCUUUUUUACGAUCCAGCCCUCCCCCUUCGAGUCCCGUCCUUCCCCCAAUGCCGCCCUCCAAGAUGCCGCAUGACGCGAGUUUCUUGUCGGAGAAUAUGGAACUCUUUGCUGAGGAGUCACUGCCGCCUCCUCAGCAAACCGUCAGCAAUCGCAAGGCUCCGUCGCGGGCGCGCAAAGGAAAGGCGCAGACCAAGGUCGUCUCCAGAAAUGUCCCGAUUCAGGUUUUCCAAAUGCAGGAUGGGCCGGACGGCCAGGAUCUGGUUCAUAUUUGCAGCUACGACUCGGGAUAUCCGGGAACACCACAGCAACGGGAGCAACCAGCGCAGAAGAAGCAGGAGCAACCAGCGCAGCGCCAGUGGAAGCAACCGGCGCAACAGCAGUGGGAGCAGCCAGCGCAGCAGCAGCGGGAGCAACCAACGCUGCAAAGCACAGAACAGCAGCGGCCAGAACAGCAGACACCGCCCGAGCUGCCCCCUCUGAAACAGUCCGCGCCGCAACACUCUACUGUCGGCGCUCUUGUCCGGAAGGAUCACAUGCCCUCACCGCCGGGAAUGGCUCCGACACCGCCUCCCACCACCGAUGCUGCCGAGAAGCCUCCUACACCAUUGGCAGACUAUCCCGAAGUCCCCGCCGAGGCAAAGGAAAUCCGGAGAAUUGCCCCUGAACCAGUGGCUCAGCCAGCCGCGAAUCACAGGCAACGACCAUCGUCUCAACCACCAGCCUCCACAACUCCAGUUCUCAAGGCCAAAACGCCCCUAGCUCGUUCAAAUUCUGCUGGUCCGCUCAUGCUGCCCAACACGCCCGCGAGUGAGCCUGCUGGUCCAUCAACCCUCACACAAGCAGCCGUUGUUGAAGACGAUAUCACCGAUUUUCAAGUGCCGGAUGCUCAGCUCGGCAAAUCGGAUGCGGUCAUGGAAAUAGUACCAGCCAGUGAUGCUCUAGCCCCAUUCGCGCGUCCGGACACUCUCUAUCUACCCGAGGCCAGCAUACCACCCAGCGAACCCAUUCUGCCUCCGCCUUCAUCACCUGAGAAUAGGACGAACAAGAACAUUGUCAAAAAGCACGCCAUUAAGCAACGUUUGGAGGAGGCGAUCAUGAACGGCACCAUGCCCCCCUUCUGCAGUAAUUGUGGGGCCAUUGAAACUCCUACGUGGCGCAAGAUUUGGGUUCAGGAUCGCGAAGGAGUCCCCGAGUAUGUUGAAUACUCGGAAAAGCCGGGUCGAAUUACCGCCAUCGAGAUUACGCAGCGUGAUGAGAACGAAAAACCCACUCAGCAUCGCGUCAUCAAGAAAGGGCUUCUCACAACAGAGGACAAGGCCAGCUGGCAAGAACUGCUUCUCUGCAACCCUUGCGGUAUCUGGCUGACAAAGUGCAAAACCCACCGUCCUCCCCAGCGAUGGGACAAGGAUGCCUCUCGCCGGGGUCAAGAACGCCGGAAGAGGGGGGGCGCUGCUCGCUCCAAGAAGGGCCGAGCUAAGGCAGAAGGUGUGCCCAAUCCAACAUCGGAGGCUUAUCUUCACACAGAUGUCAUGGGCCCGCCUGAACCCUCCUCGCCAAAAUACGGCCCUAGCGGUAUUUCAAGCACAGCUAUGGAGGGGACUCGGGGCGAUGUAUUCCCUGCCGAUGGCGGUGCUAUGGAUACACAAUCCAUCCCGGGAUCGACACACUCUGCUACUAGCGGCGACGGUACGGCGAGAAGCCCAAUUGAUGUCGACAUGGAUCAGGCUAUGGGCACAACGAAACGACUUCUGUUCCCUUCACCGAGAAAGCCUGGUACGCCCAGAGUCCUCGGCACUGCUGACAUUAAUGUUGUCAUGACCGAUGACAUGUACCGCCAGACCAGGGAUAUUGCGCUCGAGAAGGAGAACCUGCCAUUUGUCACUGACGACGGUCUUCUGAAAUGCAACGACCCAGAAGCCCUCUUCCGCAGCCCUACGAUUGGGCGCCCAGGCACGCCUCCGAAUGCGAAGGCCUCUGUCGCUGCUGAGCCCUUCAAGACUCCUACCCAUGCGGCGCCGAGCCAUCGACCAGUGACCAGAAGUGUGUCGCGGUCUCUGCGCACCGUGCGGUCUGUCUCUUCGCCCAGCCAGCUCGCUCUCCUACAGGCCACCCCGACCAAGACGCCACGCUCCAUCCGUGGCGGCCCAGGAAGUAUGACCCGCAGACGGAGCCCUCGAAACCACCAGAACGCGUUUGACCCCUUUGACACGCCAAUUUCAAGAACAAUCAACCAAUUAAUGUCGGACCCGAACGGCUUCAACCUUGACAGCGAGUUGGAUCUCAGCAACUUGCCUGCGAUGGAGAGCAGCCACGACACCCUCUUGGAGUUUGGCAACCUCCUCAGCACCGACGGAAUCAUGCCGAGCUCACCCCCUAGAAAUGGGUCAGUCUCUUUUGAUUACGAAGCCUCUUGGGCGCAAUGGAACAUGGACGCCCCGACUGAAGGGGACAACGAAUAA